GAGUGAUAAUUUUUUCAUAAUGUCAAAACAAAAUAAUGUCCAAAGAACAUCAACUGUAGCUUCGUUUUUCAUUUUGGCUAUUGCAUCUGGCUACUAUGUGUUGCCAUUAAUUCAAAAGAGCUUACAAUUUAAUGGAAUAUUUUUAUUAUUAACUAUCAGUUUUUUCCAAUCUAUUAUAGGAAUAUUGAGAUAUGUUAUGGCACAAGAUCUACAACUUAUUGAAAGCGCUUAUACGGUGAUAUCAAAGCUCCGGCAAUAUUGUAUUUUACCUUUGUUCGUCUAUCAAUUAUGCUUGAUGUAUUCAAUAUCUCCAGAAAUCACAAAUGCACAUUUAAUUGGUAUUUUAAUUGCUUUUGUAGUGGGAUUAGCUGCAUCAAGGUUUGAUCGUGAUCUACUUAAAAUAUUUCUUUUUAUUUACUUAUGUUCGUUGGUCUAUCUGUGCUAUUUAAAUUCAAAUUAUUAUGGCUUAAAUGCUGGUUUAACAUUUGCUUUCGCGCACUUUGUUAUUACAGAUCGUUAUACAUACCUCGAUUUUCCAGCUAUUGAUUUUUAUAACUAUUGUAUAUGCUUUUACUUAUUAUUUUGCUGGAAAGCGAUAAAUGACUGA
Molecule: messenger RNA, 607 nt
Organism: Chrysoperla carnea
Lineage: Eukaryota; Metazoa; Arthropoda; Insecta; Neuroptera; Chrysopidae
Exons: 2
Coding region: 20-607 (195 amino acids)
Source: RefSeq, a predicted model, not a curated record